This is a messenger RNA of Puntigrus tetrazona (Sumatra barb), 4218 nucleotides long. RefSeq names its product toll-like receptor 2 (gene tlr2). The transcript has 2 exons. Bases 335 to 2797 code for a protein of 820 amino acids. Gene Ontology annotation, molecular function: protein binding; triacyl lipopeptide binding; transmembrane signaling receptor activity. Gene Ontology annotation, cellular component: membrane. Gene Ontology annotation, biological process: inflammatory response; toll-like receptor signaling pathway; immune response. The record is from RefSeq and is a predicted model, not a curated record. NCBI's taxonomy places the organism in Eukaryota, Metazoa, Chordata, Actinopteri, Cypriniformes, Cyprinidae.
AAAAUUAGUAUAAAUUAGUAUAUCAGUAUAGUAGUAUAUAGUAAAAUUCGCACCUUGCUUAAAAAAGACUACUUCCUCUUUUCAAAUCCUUAAUUCUAAGGCAGUGUUUAGUGAAGUGAAAAUAAACAUAUAUAUGAAAUAGGCUAGUUUUACAAAAAACUAUUUGCAUAAAACCUGUGCAAAACAUUUGAAAGUCAUUGAAUACUUAUUACCCAAGCUAUAUACUCAUGCUCUGAGACUGGCCUCAGUGGGUGGUUCCCUAAAAUCUAUGUUCCUGAUAAAAGAAACAUGAUUUUGUAAGUUUCAAUCAGGCUACUGAGUUUCACUACCUCCUAUGACUCACACUGUGUUGUGCAUGGUUGAUUUCUGUUAUACGGACAAACCGCCGUUUGCAAAGAAAAGAAUACCAGACAUAAUAAUGGCAGUAAGAAAGAGAACCUUGGAAGCAAAGGAGUCUGUAAUUCUUUUUACAUUAAUUUUAGUCCAAGUCUUUGACUACUCCAGGACAUGUAAUUGUGAUAAGCCAUAUUUUUGCAACUGUUCAUCAAAUCAUCUCCAACAGGUCCCAAAAGUCCCAGUGAAUGUUCUUGACCUUGACCUGUCAUUCAAUCAAAUUGAGUCUAUUGGCAUUAAUGAUCUCUACCCAUAUAGUGACCUGAAAAGCCUAAAUUUGCAUAAGAACAAGCUCAGGUUUAUACACAAGGAGGCUUUCAGAUCUCAGCAUAAGCUGGAAGUCCUUGAUAUGUCCUUAAACAACCUGAAAAAUCUUUCCUCGUCUUGGUUCCAAGAGCUAAACUCUCUUCAGCAACUGAACCUUGUAGGAAACCCAUAUACCACAUUGGGACCUGCUCCUGUUUUCCAGUCACUCCUUAACCUAAGGACACUACGAUUCGGUAGCCCUUCACUUAAGGAAGUAUACAAGAAUGGCUUAGAUGGGCUCACUCAUCUGGAUGAGAUGACAUUCAUUGCCAGUAACCUGAGGUCAUAUGAGAACGGGAGCUUAAAAGCAGCCCGCCCCAUCGGUUUAGUCUCUUUGAGCCUUCAGAGUCUAUUUGAGAAUGAUCCAGAAAUAGUCUCAAAGGUUCUUCAAGACGUCUCACACCCUAAAACUCUGCUGACUAUCAAAGAUGUUGUACUCAGAACGAACACUUCCACAGAAACCUUUAAAGCGGUGAAAGACGGUGGGACUGAAAGCUUGAGUUUUCAAAACUGCACCACAACGGAUGAAGCAAUGACCUCUUUAUUUAUGGUUAUGGAUGGUUCUUCUUUGUCUUACAUUGGUCUGGAAGAUGUACAUUUGAUUGGUCAAGGGUUUUGGCAGAAAGCUUCGUACACACAUUAUGAAAACUUGCAUACUGCAUACAUACGUAAUCUCGACAUCCAAGGGUUCUUUAAGUUCAGUAGCAUGAAGGAGUUGGGAUUUCUGCUGGUGAAUCUCCACAAGGUGUCUGUGAUCAAUGGCACGGUGUUUGUAAUUCCUCCCAUAACUACUUUCCUGUUGAAAAAACUUGAAUAUUUGGACCUUAGUCAGAACCUCCUUUCGGACCUGACAAUUGCACCGACGUUAUCUACGAGUUUUGGUGCAUAUCAAAACCUCGUCACUCUUAACGUGAGCCAAAAUGUUUUAAAAUCUCUUGGGCUGAUGUCUCAGUUGGCCACUAACCUUAAGAGCCUCACGUAUUUAGACAUAAGCCAUAAUAGCUUUGUUUCCAUGCCAGAAAAAUGCAGCUGGCCAGCGACACUCAGAUUUUUAAACCUUUCCAGCACAAAGCUACGUAAGAUGACCCCUUGCCUGCCUUCUAGCUUGACGGUCCUGGAUCUCAGUGAAAACGAUCUGAUGGUGUUCAACCAAAGAUUUCCCCAACUUAUUACACUUAUACUAACAGGCAACCGAUUUAUUAAACUCCCACAGGGGGAAUUAUUUCCCAGGCUGCAGACGCUGCUUAUCCAAAGGAACGCCUUGCGGAUGUUUAACAGGACUGAUUUGAUUCGAUUCAAAAACCUAGAAACUUUGGAAGCGGGUGAUAACAAUUUUGUGUGCUCCUGCGAGUUUGUAUCCUUCUUCAAACAGGAUGUUGACCAUUUCAUCACACUAAGGGAUGGUCGUCGCCAUUACAUGUGCGACACUCCAUUCACUCUCAGAGGUGAUGCUAUUGACGAUGUCAGAUUGUCCGUUUUCGAGUGUUAUAUGAUCCCUGCCGUCUCAGUGCUUUGCUCUGUGAUUAUCAUAGCGCUUGGACUUAUUGCUGUCACCUGCCAUAAGCUUCACGUUAUAUGGUAUCUGCAGAUGACUAAAGCAUGGAUACAAGCCAAAAGAAAACCUGCAGUUGGUCGACUGGCCGAAGAGCUCCGCUAUGAUGCUUUUGUAUCUUACAGUCAACACGACGCUGAGUGGGUCGAGGAAAUCCUUGUUCCUGAGCUAGAGAGCGCUCAUCCCCCGUUUGCCCUGUGUUUGCACAAGCGGGACUUCCAGCCGGGCCGCUGGAUUGUGGACAACAUCAUCGACUCGAUCGAGAAGAGCCAUCGGACUCUCUUUGUUCUGUCUGAGCACUUUGUUACCAGCGAAUGGUGCCGUUACGAGCUGGACUUCUCACAUUUCCGCAUAGUCGAUGAACACAAUGACUCCGCUGUUCUGGUACUUCUAGAACCAAUCAAGAAGGAGACCAUUCCCAAGCGUUUCUGCAAGCUGAGGAAGAUUAUGAACUCCAGGACGUAUCUGGAGUGGCCUGAAGAGGAGGAAAAGAGAAGCGAGUUCUGGAGCAAUCUGAGAGCCGCCCUGAAAACAGAUGAAUUUUAAAGGCUUGCCAUAUACCAUGUAUCAUUUCAUUGUUAACUGAAAGCAAAACUGAAAAUCUAAAAAUAAAAGCUACUUCAAAAUAUUAAUAAAUACUAUAUAUAAUUAACAAAAGUAAAAAUGUAUUUUAACAUUUGCAAAGUUUAAAACCUUCCAAAACCUUCAAAUCCAUUAAAAGAGACAAUGUGCCUGAUUUUACUUUAUACAUAGGCCCAUUCUUACUUUACGGACUAUUUCACAUUUUGUGUUCAGAGCGCUAACAGCACUGUGAAUGCACAUAGGUACAAUACUAGCGUGACAAAUAUGUUUCUCAUUAGAAUGUGUUCGUGUAAUGUGAGAUGUAACAAUGAGAUGUUAUCUGUCAUGUUAUUUAGUAGUGCAGUGACCGACUGUUUAUCACCUAUAAGCAAAUAACAUUAGAUUAAGUCAAAUGCCAAUGUACAGUAUGUGUCAAUAGCAGCAAUGAACUGUUAUAAAAUCAAAUCACAAACAAUUUUACUCUUCUGUUGACUUUCGUUCCUUCGUAUCCUAUUAUUUCAGAUUUAUUCUCUCGUUUUUAGCAUGUUUUCUGUAGAUACUGUAGACUUCUCACUUUUUAACGGAGCCUUGAGGUCUAUUUUGAUAGUCUUGAACCGUUUUUAGAUCUCUUUUUCCAGAAAUCACAUGAUACUGACAACGUUUAAGUAGUGUUUUGUGACUCUGGCGCCAUCUGUUGGAUAUUUUUUAGAUUUUUCGUUGAAGAUGAAUUUUGCUUACAGUAGGAAGCAUGUAAGCUCAUAUCUGAUCAGUGAAAGUAGUUGCGAGGAAAUGAAGGCCACAUCAGAGCUGUUGUUGUUUUUCACCUGUUAUUCUCAUACUGAUUGUACUCAUAAUGAAACCAAGCAUGUCAUUUUGUGCAAUGAUUUGACAGCGACUGUAUUAAAUGCUUUUUUUGCGAUUCAAAGAAAAUGGUUUUGGUACAGUGCUGAUUGGUGAGGGUCAUGCAUGCGCGUUUUAGUAAUGUAAUCACAGACUGAGUCCUUACAAAUAACCUCCCUGGUGACCCACCGGAGCAUUCAUCACAAGGUAAUUAGUGACCAUACUGCUUUUUAUUUCUUGGCUCCUGAAGUACUUUCUACAGACGGAAAUCAAAAUCAGUGUAUCUCAGAGUAAGAUAACAUUUAACAGUGAUCACAUCCGUCAGGCUGGAUGAUGUGAGGACAAACCUCAGUGAUGAGAUCUUUUGUGUUUGUUUGUAAACUCAAAUGUCUUUUAUUAGCCCUUGGUCAGCAUCUGCUCUUAAGCUGCAUCAAGACAGUAAGGGAUGUACAAUACAUACACAGAAUAUGACGUGAGAAUAUAGAUUAGUCCUCUGGAUAUAUUAAAUAUCUCUCUAUGGGUCAAUUUCUGGAUGCAGGUCAGUGUCUGCUAAAUGGCAGAAUUAA